CCUACAGACCAUAUUACUGAUUUAUUCUCACUGUUUAUUAUCUGUACUCUUUAUAAUUACUCAUUAAUUACUGUAUUAUCUAUAUUUUAAUUCUUAUUAACUGUCUUUUUCGCUUUUUCCCUUUUGUUUUUGUUUUUGUACAGGUUACAGGAGCCGGUGAGGGACACCGCCACCCCGCGGUCGAACAUGGCGUCUCCGAGCAGAGUCCGCCCCCUGGAGGUGCGUUCUGACCGUUCGGAGAACUCCACCAUCCGUCCCCCGGCUUUUGGCUGCCGAAAGGCUUGGGUGAAACGCAUCAUACGCACGGUGCACACCUCCCGCCCACAGCCUGCAGCAAUCCCCAGCACCCCUCCCCCCACCGUCACGACCCCGUCCUUCCCUCGGUACAGCCGCCGUAAGGUCCUGGUGCCGAUCCCUGUGGCAGAGCUGGACUUUGUUGGACCAGAGCCUGAGCUCAUCCCAGGUGCAGCUGCACAGGCUUUGGCCGACCCUGUCUGGGAGGUGGAGGACCUUGACGAUGAGGUGGAGAUGUCGAAGGAGGAGUCAGACGUCUCUAGCGUCUACACUUCACCUUUUUCUUCUUGCUCAGAAUCUUCAGUGGAGGACCUCACCACCACCGUCUUCCCACCAGAGCUAACCGGCCAGGGAGUCACUGCACCUUCACCCACCAUCAGAACACAGAGCAGAUCCCUGAAAAGACUCACCACCAACUUUUGGACCUCUGUGUUUUCUCGUUUCAGGUCCCGUGCUCGAGUCUCGGUGCUGGUUGGGGAGGCGGACCCAGGUCUGGAGGCGGAGCCGGCUGCACAGGACGUGCAGGACCUGGAAGAGCGAAGGGACGCGGUGGAGACCCCUCCCAAAAGAAAGGGAGGAAGGAGGAAGCUGUUCCUGAGCUGCUUCAGGGGGUCAGAGAGGGACUAAUUAGAUUGAUAGAUUUAAAUAUUUAUACCUAUUAAUUAGAUUGAUUGUAAAUAGAUUAAUAGAUUUGUAGGCAUUAAUUAGAGUAAUUGUAGUUAGAUUAGUAUAUGUAUAGGCAUUAAUUAGUUGAUUGGUAGAUAGAUUUAAAUAUUCAUAGGCAUUAAUUAGAUCCAUAGUUUUAUAGGCAUUCAUUAGAUUGAUUGUAGAUAUAUUAUUAUAUUUAUAGUAGGCAUUAAUUAGAUUGAUUAAAGAUAUAUUAUUAUAUUUAUAGUAGGCAUUAAUUAGAUUGAUUAUAGAUAUAUCAUUAUAUUUAUAAGCAUUAAUUAGAUUGAUUAUAGAUAUAUCAUUAUAUUUAUAGGCAUUAAUUAGAUUGAUUAUAGAUAUAUCAUUAUAUUUAUAAGCAUUAAUUAGAUUGAUUGUAGAUAUAUUAUUAUAUUUAUAGUAGGCAUUAAUUA
Messenger RNA from Astyanax mexicanus (Mexican tetra), 1373 nucleotides. RefSeq lists its product as uncharacterized. The transcript has 8 exons. The record is from RefSeq and is a predicted model, not a curated record. Lineage: Eukaryota; Metazoa; Chordata; Actinopteri; Characiformes; Acestrorhamphidae. The coding region runs from base 187 to 921 and encodes 244 amino acids.